Molecule: messenger RNA, 4212 nt
Organism: Rhagoletis zephyria (snowberry fruit fly)
Lineage: Eukaryota; Metazoa; Arthropoda; Insecta; Diptera; Tephritidae
Source: RefSeq, a predicted model, not a curated record
AUGAGUUGCACAUACAUAUGUACUUACAACAACGUCACCACCCACAAAUGCAAAAGUGCGCUUCAUGCGGCACAACAUUAUGGUUUAGUAAUAAAUCCAAAAACUACAACAACAAAAACAACCACUGCCACGCGCUCACUCGAUGGUGAACUUCUUUGGCAGCGAGAAGCCACCGAAUUCAUAGAACGAUUCCCUCAACGUCGUCGCCCACAUGGCACACUUCGUCCUAGCGCUUCCGCUGGCGCGCUUUAUAAGAAAGGCACAACCAUAACUACGAUCAAUAAGCGCGCCAGUGGUGGUGAAUUAUUAACUGCACAGCAACGGCAUCAACGGGAUCUCUUCAGCGGCGACUUGGGCAUACCAGAGGUGCGCUCCCAUGUCGGCAGUAUGGUGCACACUUUUGAAACGCUCGCCUUGCAACGUAAACUAGCCGAUCAAGAGCGUGCCAAAGAGCGCGCCUGGGCACUGCAACAACAGCAGCAAUGGGAGCGAGAACAGCUGCAACUACAACAACAAAGUAAGUACAAUAUGCCGUUGCUCACAAGCGCAGUGCACACGACCACUUAUACAUAUGACACGCCCACACAUGCGUCACGCGCAUCACAGCACGGCACCAGUAACAGUAAAUACCAUCAACUCAAACGUAAAUCACACGAAUCGCGUCAGCGUCUAAUACAAUUGAGUAAAGAGCAGCUGCUAGCCGCCUUUGGCAGCAGUGGUGGUUGUAAAGACAAGCGCUCGCGCGCUACACAAAAACUUGCUAGCAGUUGUAGCGUACAAACGCUGCCCGCUGACAGCAGUGGCGGCAUUGCAGUGGCAGCUGAUGGCAGUCCGUUUAAGCGGCGCAGCACUUUGAGUCUGCAGCGCGCGGAGCAAAUGACGCGCGCCGCAAAUGUUGACGAUGAUUUGGCGCAACAAUUUUGCCAUAUGGAUGAUGAUUAUCGCAAAAAUCUUUUUGGCACAUUGGCAAAUCGAGGGCGCGCGCCAAUGCUGCAUUUUGCGAUGAGCAGCAGCAAUGACGUGAGCGGUGACGCAAACGCUGGUGCGCAUUAUAAUAGCGCGUGUGGCAGUCAAGAACGCGAGAACAAUGACUUGAGUAUUGAAAACGAUGAGACCUUUAUUGUGAAUGCCGCUUUCGAUGAGAUAUUUGCCGGCUAUAGCGGCGUCGACGAUGAUGAAGAAGAGGUUAACACUGCUGGUGGAGAAGAGCAAUUGGUCAGCCUUAGCGAGCUGGACGACGAUGUCUUCAAAUCGCUCAACUCAAGCCGUGUCAAUAAUCUAGACUGUCCUGGGAGCACACCAAUGAAGUUGCCGCUACUGAAAAAGGCACCACCGCCACAGCCUCCAGCUGCAAUACUAAAAGAUUCAGCAAUUAAAAAUACAGCGCCAUCUUCGACGGGCAAGCGCACUAUAAUGCCGCUUGCCAAACAAAAGCAACGUUCCACUACGCUUCAUAAUCUCUUCGAUCGUCUGAAAGCGUCGCAGUUUAAAGCAAAGCGUCCCUUCGGCAAAAUGCCUUCAGACAACUGUCCUGGGAGCACACCAAUGAAGUUACCGCUACUGAAAAAGGCACCACCGCCACAGCCACCAGCUGCAAUACUAAAAGCUUCCGCAAUAAAGAAUACAGCGCCAUCUUCGGCGCGCAAGCGCACUAUAACGCCGCUUGCCAAACUAAAGCAACGUUCCACUACGCUUCAUAAUCUCUUCGAUCGUCUGAAAGCGUCGCAGUUUAAAGCAAAGCGUCCCUUCGCCAAAAUGCCUUCAGACAGCCUACUCAAGCAAGACCAGCUGAGUAUCGAGCAGAUGACGCAUGCGUUGCAUAAAUAUCCACCACAAUUAGAUUUGUACCGUGAGUUGGGCGAGGGUGAAGCCACCGAAGAACGCCCCGUGGUUAACGAUGCCGCCGAUCAGGACUUUCUACGCGGCUCCACACUAAGUCAAUCGUUUGUGCGUCAACUAAAUUUGCAUCAAGAUAAAGAUAAGGCGAAGAAGAAAUUACCAGCGCCACCGCCACCCAUAAACGUGCGAGUACAAUCGAACAGCGCCAGCGGUGGCGUAAAUGCUGUAAAUGGCGCACCGCGACCACACCUCUCACAGCGGCGCACUAAGUCGACAAACGAGUUGCUGCUCGACGAUUUGGCAGUGCAAGCGCGCCGUUAUCAGCGCGCAGCUAGUCGUAAGUACGCAGCGCCUGCAACACCGAAAAAGCAGCAAACAAUAGAGGCGGCAGUAGACGGCGGUGAAGCAGCACCGCGCUAUAAACAGACCGGUGGCAGUAGUAGAGGGCAUGGCGUCGGCGCUGAUACGACGCGUAGUGGCCGCAGCACAAGUGGUAGCUAUUUGCGCGGCAGCGCCGAGAUUUAAUGGGUAACAAAAGAAUGGCAGCACUGAGAGUCUCGCCAUAAGCUGAAAUAAAUGGGUGUUGUUGACGCUGUCAAAUUAUACCCAACGUAAAUGUUAGUUAUAUAAAAGAAGAUAUAUAUAUUUAAUAACAGUAUUAUAAUUCUACUAAUUAUACUAAGCAAUCAACUAAUUUUGCCAGUGUCAAUGUUAUUUAUUGCCAUGUUUUCAUGCAAUCAACAAUUAAGCAUUUAUUUUGAAUUUUGAUUAAAACUUAAAAAAUAAUAUUCUGAAUGUGACUGAUUUUUUUUGUUAGUGUACUCGUGUUAUAACCAAAAUAUUGAUUCCUUACGCAAAUAUUUAAGCCAUUAAACGUGUUACAGUUAAUGUUAUAUCUAAUAUAAAUAUUAGUGUAAAGGAAAAUCAUUGUAAAUAAAUCUUAGCACUCUAAUUGAGGACUAAAAAUUUAAUUUGUUCUUAAAAAAUAUGCUUAAUAUUUAUUCUAAUACAUACUAAUCAGCUAAUUGGCAACAUCUUUUAUAUAAGUACUUGCAGGAAUGUUAUUACAGUGGGCUCUGCUUAAUUGCAAACAACCCAAUGGCAAAUCGAAUAAUGAAUAAAAGUAAGGAUUACUUCUCUAAUAAGAUGUUAAAUCUCUUUUAGGAAUCCCAGCAAAGACCAAAAAGAUACCUUAUACUUGAUUUCCACUAUUCAUUAAAUGACCAACAUUUGUAUGGCAAAGUUGGCAACAAAAAUCAUUUCAGCGCGAUAUUUUUUGUCACUUCAAUGCCGAGGUCAUUUUCAUACCUAAGGGAACCAGAGCCUCUCAUGUGAAGCCUAACCAUUUUCUUCUUUCUUUCUAAAAAUCCAUGAAUGGAUUAUGGAUACAUUUAUUUAGCGAAAGAUGAACUCAAGUGAGCUAUCUGACUGCCGUCACUUCAAUUCAAAGGACAAAUCUGUUCACAAAGUCGUUUCUGAUAUCGGAAAUCCUUGGCUUCCAAGAAACUAACAUUAGACUUUUUUCUAGAUGUAGAGGAGCCUUUAAUAACAUCCUCCCAGAAGCGUACGCAGAGUCACUGCUCAAAAAGUAUGCUUCCAACAUAAAUGACGUAAAUGAAGUGAAAUAUUUGAGCGUCAUUUUGUACAGAACAUUGACCUGGUACUGUCAAAAUGGAAAGAUACUAGGUUCGGUCAUAACAACAUUCGAACUAACUACUGCGAUACUUUUAGGUCUCCAGACUACACAACAGCGCCUCUCGAUUUUGAGACCAAGUUCUCCACACAAGUCCACAAGGACUGAGAGAACGAUUUGGUCUGGGGUCUCCAAAAUAACUUUAUAGCCGCCUAUUCGGACGGGCUAAGCAUAUUGAGUGGGUUAUACCUGAAAUACCUCUCACUAGACCUCUACCUUCCGCGGUCAGACCAUUUCAGUGUCUUCCAAGCAGAGCUCAGGGUCAUAAAAGAGGCUGCACUUUGGCUCAUCGAAUAUUCCCUUAAUCUGCCUUCAUUAACCAUAUACUCCAAUAGCCAAGCAACUACUAAGUCACUGGAUUACUGUGAAACCUCGUCAAAAAUCGCUAUAGAAUGUAAAAAAAGUCCUCAAGAACUUAGCUCCAAAGUCUACUACCCACAUUGUGUAGGUGCCUGGUGACAGAGAAAUAAAAGGUAACUGCACAGCAGACGAGCUUGCGCGGAGGAGAACCACCCUGUCUGACGUCAAUUCUUCAUACAAUGUGGGCUAUCUACCUGUAAAACACACUUCCUCGAGAAUACAAAUAAUACGUUUGGAACGACUCGACAAAAACAUCUUAAAAACAAAAGCUUAACAAAUGUUUGGCAAAAUGUUAUUUACCUUUUUUUUAAUUGUUGAAC